GAAAUCCCGCCUGCCGUGGAGUCGCUGUCUCCGCAGUUGCUGCCGUCGUUGUUGUUGUGGUUUGUACGGUCAACUCCUCGGCUCCGCGAGCCGCCUCGACCUCCUCCUCGCCGCCGCCAUGAAGUGGAUGUUCAAGGAGGACCACUCGUUGGAACACAGAUGCGUGGAAUCCGCCAAAAUCCGCGCGAAAUAUCCCGACCGGGUUCCGGUGAUUGUGGAAAAAGUCUCAGGCUCUCAGAUUGUUGACAUUGACAAACGGAAGUACUUGGUGCCGUCCGACAUCACCGUGGCUCAGUUUAUGUGGAUCAUCAGGAAAAGGAUCCAGCUUCCUUCAGAAAAGGCCAUCUUCCUCUUUGUGGAUAAGACAGUCCCACAGUCCAGCCUAACCAUGGGACAGCUUUAUGAGAAGGAAAAAGAUGAAGAUGGAUUCUUGUGUGUGGCCUGCAGUGGAGAGAACACUUUUGGCUUCUGAGGGCCAGCGUGAUCUGGGUGCACCGAUGAUCCUCUUUGUGUAUCUUGUAAAUAGCCGGCCAUUUUCAGUUAUCACACCAGAUCUUCUUGACAUAGACCUCUUAGUGCAUUUGUAACUGGAUUUAUUUCUUAAUAUAUUGGAAAGUUUUGUUUCUCUAGACUAGUAAAUUAUCAUACAGAGUUUUAUUCUUUUUUGUGCAUUGUGCUCAUGGCUAUCCUCCCCAGGGAACGUGUUACUCUGGGAAUCCUAUUUAAUGAAGAUAUUUCCACACUGAAGUGAGGUAGGCAGGAUAUUAAAAUGAAAGAGAGGGAGAUGAUGCAUUUAUUCCACAUUAUGUUUGAAGUGUUAGAUGGCUAAGUAUUAAAGCAUCCAGAUUAAAUCCUUAGCAAUCAGAACACUUGCUUCACUAGAUUUUUGCCAACUGCCAAUCAUGUUGGACUGAGCUAAUCUGUUCUUCUUUCUGAAUCUAUUAAGGUAAAUAAUUAACAAUAAAACUUGUAAAGGCA
Elephantulus edwardii (Cape elephant shrew) is the source of this 978-nucleotide messenger RNA. It is a transcript of the gene GABARAPL2, whose product is annotated as GABA(A) receptor-associated protein-like 2. The coding region runs from base 119 to 472 and encodes 117 amino acids. The transcript is spliced from 4 exons. Gene Ontology annotation, biological process: autophagy of mitochondrion; macroautophagy; autophagosome assembly. The record is from RefSeq and is a predicted model, not a curated record. Gene Ontology annotation, molecular function: ubiquitin protein ligase binding. Gene Ontology annotation, cellular component: autophagosome membrane; autophagosome; cytosol. NCBI's taxonomy places the organism in Eukaryota, Metazoa, Chordata, Mammalia, Macroscelidea, Macroscelididae.